Pundamilia nyererei is the source of this 861-nucleotide messenger RNA. Its product is annotated as complement C1q-like protein 2. The coding region runs from base 15 to 656 and encodes 213 amino acids. Gene Ontology annotation, molecular function: protein binding. The transcript has 3 exons. The record is from RefSeq and is a predicted model, not a curated record. NCBI's taxonomy places the organism in Eukaryota, Metazoa, Chordata, Actinopteri, Cichliformes, Cichlidae.
GGGAACUAACACAGAUGAAGAGAAAUUCUGAAAAGAUGAAGACUGCAGUCUUAACCUUAUACCUCUUCUUUCUGUGUGCAGUUGCCUUCCCUCAGGUGGAUGGCCAAGCAUCUGAAAGUGAAGGCUCCAUUGUUGAGACACCUCAACUCUGUGCUGGGACAAAUGAACAAUUUUUCCUAAUAUUACGACAACUAGAAUCCAAGCUGAAUAAUGCUGAGAAACAGCUGGCAGAUCUGAAAUCAUCAAUCCAAGGCAACCGUGUGGCAUUUGGAGCAUCUAUCGGCAAUGUUGGAAAUACUGGACCAAUGAAUGCAGAGAUCACACUGACUUACAAAAAUGUCUACUUUAACUCAGGUUCUUACAACCCUGCAACAGGUAUUUUUACUGCUCCGGUCAGAGGAGUUUAUUACUUCAGCUUCUCUGGUCAUAAUACAUCAACUAGACCGAUGGGGCUGCGUCUGAUGAAGAAUGGAGAGCAGAUGGUGACAGUGUACAACCAUGCUGCUGGAAAUCGCUAUGAGACAGCCACCAAUGGCAUGACUCUGCAGCUGGCUGCAGGAGACCAGGUGUACAUGAGGCUCCGUCCGGACACCUGGAUCUAUGAUAAUGUCAACAACCACAGCACCUUCAUUGGCCAUUUGUUAUUCCCUCUGUAAGCUCAGACAAGCAUGAUUUGAAUAGCAAAUGAGUAAACAGAACAAUAUUGACAUGCAGGUUUUGGUUGAUUAUUUUUGGUGGUGACAGAGGUGGCAGGGUUACAGUAACAAUCUACAGAUUUAGAACUUGGUGGUGGUGUCAGAAUUAAAACCAGUAUUUUAAAGCUUGUCUCAAUGGAACAAUAAAGUCUGAAUAUGUGCAGCA